Exophiala aquamarina CBS 119918 is the source of this 2751-nucleotide messenger RNA. RefSeq lists its product as uncharacterized. The record is from RefSeq and is a predicted model, not a curated record. The coding region runs from base 1 to 2751 and encodes 916 amino acids. Gene Ontology annotation, biological process: small GTPase-mediated signal transduction; cytoskeleton organization. The transcript has 3 exons. Gene Ontology annotation, cellular component: cell division site; division septum; plasma membrane. Lineage: Eukaryota; Fungi; Ascomycota; Eurotiomycetes; Chaetothyriales; Herpotrichiellaceae. Gene Ontology annotation, molecular function: GTPase activator activity.
AUGGCGGUCGAAGGCGAACAGCCAAAACAAGUCUUCACGCGGCCAAAGGCUCCGGGCUUCACGGACUCCUUCUGGUCCGCAGACUAUGCCGGCGGGUUGGGCGUGCUCUUUCAGAAGCUCCAGCAGGGUGUUGUAGAAAAUCAGCAGAUCCUCACCAUCGCCAGUCUCAGAGCCGACGCCGAAGAGAUGUACAGUGAUCGUCUGGGUGACAUUGCGCCCACCAUCGAUCGCAUGAACGGCGGUUUCGCCCGAGAUGAUGGCGCCAGUACGAGAAAGGCAUACGAAGGCGUUCGAAGCGAGAUGGUCGAAGCGACCAAGAAUCACAAGAAGAUCGCGGACAACAUCCGAGAAUUGGUCGUCAACCCCUUUUCACGAUGGUGCGAUGCCCAUGCCACGAGGAUACAGAACUCCCAAGAUGACCUGCAAGGCAAAAUCAAAGCCCACGAUCGGCAAGCAGAGGCUGUCAAGAAACUACGCGCCCAUUACUUCAACAAGUGCAGAUUAGUCGAGGAUCUAGAAGAGGAGAAUAAGAUGGCCUUUCAGGCCGCAGCCAAGGAGAGCCCAAAACCGCAAAGUCCUCCGCCGCCGAAACUCAUUCUGCCAGAAGAAGAGGUGGAAGAAUUACCCGUGGACAUUGGCGACCAGACAUACCUGCCAGAGCAGCUAAAAAGCCUCCUGACAAACAUGCUCGAUACUAUCCCCUUGGGGGAAUUCAAGGUUCCUAUCUUAGGAACCUACCAGAAUGUUUCUUCCGGCACCGAGAUCGUCGAUUAUGCACAGAAGCAUUUGAAUGCAUCGAGUGUUGGCUACGCCGAGAGAAUCGGGCAGGAUCUAGUGGAUCGAGGGUUCCUACGGCUUGUUGGCAACAUGGGCAACACCUUCGCCAACAGUUCAAGAAUGAAAUAUCAAUGGAAACCCAGAGUCUUUCAAAUCACAGGACACCCCGAGAAACGGAGACCAUUGACCAGAUCCACUACAACUGGUUCGAAUGACGGUUCAAUCGAUUCACCCAUUGGCAAUAUCGCCGAGACACUACAAACCUGGAAUCCUUUGAACAAUGCUCAUCCCAAUGAAACUCCUGCGGAGAAGCUGAAGAGGGAAGCGAAAGAGGCAGACGAGAAAUACAAAGCCGGCGUUCGAAGACUAGAUCAACUCAGAUGCAUCCUGGAAGAGUCGAUGAUGGAUCACUUGAAGUUCUUGGAGAGAUGUGAAACCGAUCGACUCAAAGCCAUCAAAUCCGUCAUCCUUGACUUUUCGGGAGCAAUCAGCAACAGCAUUCCAUCCUUUCAGAGUCAGGUGGAUCACAUGAUGCUCUACCAAGAGACGAUCCAACCUCUCGGCGAUCUGAGAUAUCUACUCGAAAAUUACCGAACCGGUGCCUUCGUGCCUAAAGUGACCCCUUACGAGAACUACUACGGCAGUGUCGAUGACCAGACUUUCGGUGUUGAUUUGGAAGCUAGAGCCAGAGUGGAUCGGAAACGAGUUCCCAUUGUUGUGACUUCAAUAUUGACCUUCUUGGACAACCAUUAUCCUGACUUGGAAGGCGACGAAGCCAGGCGAAAUAUCUGGUUGGUAGAGGUACCCUUGGCGGCUACACAUCAUCUUCGAAAUCAAAUCAACAAUGGAGCGCCCGUUCCACGUGAGGUCUUGGAAAAGUAUGAGAUACCAAUUGUUGCGAGCGUGCUGAAAUUGUAUCUUCUUGAAUUGCCAGAUUCUCUCGUUUCAUCACAAGUCUAUGAAAUCAUCAAGACGAUAUAUGCAACCACGUCCGAUGCCGUCCCGAAUCCCAUUUCAAGUGAUGCUAUCGAUGCCACGCCGCGGAUCAAAGUGCUACAAUCGACACUUGGCCAACUCCGACUCAAUAACAUUGCAACUUUGGACGCCAUUGCAACACAUUUCACUCGAUUGAUUGACCUUACAUCCGCAGACGAGGCAUAUGUUCAGGCACUCGCGCAAUCACUUGCACCUUGUAUCCUCCGGCCGCGGACGGAGAAUUCCCUUACACUGGAAGAACGACAUGCUUACCGGCUAAUCCGAGAUCUAUUCGAUCACAAAGAGUCCAUCUUCGGAGAACUCAAGCGGCAAUCAUCCACACUUUCGGGCUCCAAUAGCGUAUCACAGCGUCAAAGAGCACCCAGCACCGCCACACCCGAUGAGAGCUCAAGAAGAGCCAACAUGGAAGCCCGCGCCAGAGCAAUUACUGAACAAAGACAACGAGACAAGAGUCCCGGACCCGCCAACCGACACCGUCGCGACAAGAGCACGGAUGGAAGCAUGGGUAGAUUUCCCGUUGUCGCGAGCCCACGUCCCGAAGGCGGCCGCCCAGCCAGUGGAUUUGGCAUGCCUACCAAGAGAGCCAGCUUGGAAGUUCCAGGUAGCAACGAGUCGUCGCCAAUCCAGCAGCGCAAUCAAAAUGCGACGAACAGGAACUCCGAGAUCCGAGUCCAAACACCACCAAACGUGACCAGCGCAAAUAGUCACGACCAAGAUUCCCCGGAGACGUUUGUCUCCGCGACCUUCAGUGGCGGUGGGCCCGGGCCUCACAUUCCACCUCCCCUGGACGACGAUAGCAAUGAAUCGGACGAGCCGGUACCACCACCGAAGGAUGACCCGCCAGCGGCAUCGAAGGUCGGAUCAUUAAGGCGCGGUGCGGCGGUGGGACGAAACGCCCCCGGCAGUAUCAAGAGGACACCGGUGCCGUCGCAGCAGGGCGUUCAAUUGUCGGAUCGGCCUAUGGAUGACUUCUCUUGA